AGAGAGAAAUUAGAAAGGAAAACACAGCCACCACCCGCUGUGUUACGGAACCGCGUAACACGGCCCACUACUUAUCUCCGGCAAUGGCACAUCUUUCUCUCUUUUCCAAUUCGGUCAAACUUAUCUGAUUUCAGGAGGGGGAAUUCGAUUGAACAAUUCGAUCAGAAAAUGACGAGACAAUUCCGGCUGCAGCAGUCGUAUUCGAUGGGGGCGCGGCGGCAGCCGCUGCUGAACAGCGAGUUCUCGUCGAGCGGGGGGAUGAGGCGGGUGAGGGUGGCGGAGAUGGCUGGGGGGACGACAGCGGAGUGCGCGGCGGUGUGCUGCUGCUGCCCGUGCGGGAUGCUGAAUCUGGCGGUGCUGGCGGUGUACAAGGUGCCGGCGGGGCUGUGCAGGAAGGCUCUGAGGAAGCAGCGCCAGAGCCAGCUGCUGAAGAGGGGGAUUCUGCGCUCGCACGGCUACGGCUGCGAUGACGACGACGACGACGAAUACUUCCUCCGCCUCCAUUCCGACAACAGCAGCGUUGUAACCACAUUUGAGUCCGGGAAUGUUCAGGUGAUGGAGCUCGAGAAACAGAUGAUGGAUAAAUUCUACGGCGCCGGUUUCUGGCGGAGUCCGUCGCAGAAGAGCGAUACCUCCGCCCUUACAACCGUCUCCAUCUAGUCAAAUCAUUAUAGUUGUAUCUCAAAUUUAAUUAUACUAGUAAUUCAAAAUAUGUACCUAUCAAUCUUUAAGAUUUGAGCUUUUUUACUUAUUUAUAUACUGAUUUUGUUUUAAGUUUUGUAUAGGAAGUCUAAAUCAGGUGCUUUGUUUA
Salvia hispanica is the source of this 811-nucleotide messenger RNA. RefSeq lists its product as uncharacterized. The record is from RefSeq and is a predicted model, not a curated record. Lineage: Eukaryota; Viridiplantae; Streptophyta; Magnoliopsida; Lamiales; Lamiaceae.